This is a messenger RNA of Meloidogyne enterolobii, 2268 nucleotides long. NCBI's taxonomy places the organism in Eukaryota, Metazoa, Nematoda, Chromadorea, Rhabditida, Meloidogynidae. The record is from the annotation of a GenBank genome assembly.
AUGACCAUUCCAAUGAAUAAUGCAAUUGCUAUACACCCUGAUAUAGAAUAUGCUGCAAUUGAAUCACCUGAAGAAACUCGAAAAACUGCUACUCGAAAAAUAUUUAUUGUUGCUAAAGAUUUAAUCUCUAAUAUUUCUCAACUUCUUAAAAAAGAAUUUCAAUUGGUUGGUACAAUUAAAGGCGAAGAAUUGGCGAGAGAUCGUCGAUAUUUUUAUAAAAAUGCAAUGUAUAAUGAUUUGGCUCAAGAAAUUAUUGCGGCAGAUUUUGUAACUGCAAAUAUGGGUACUGGUUUAAUUGGCUCUCAACGUGAUGUCAUUGAAUGUUUUGUUGACGAAAAGGGGAGAUAUACUCGUCAUAUGGGCUAUGAUUUUGAAGGUAAAGAAGUGUUAGGAGAAGGAACUCGAGCUGCUUUAGAGAAAUUAAAGAAAGACGUUCUGUUUGAAUACGAAUAUACUCAUUCUUAUCCUUAUGAUUGGCGUUAUAAUAAACCAGUUAUUAUUCGAAGUUGCCCGCAAUGGUUUAUGGAUGUCUUUUCUUUAAAUAAACGAUGUGAAGAAGCAAUUUAUUCUUAUCCUGGAAUUAAUGUUUCUGCUGGAAAUGUUGAUCUCAGAGCUGCAUUCUCUACAUUUUUUACUCGUCGAAAUGAAUGGUGUAUUUCUCGACAACGUGCUUGGGGUGUUCCUAUUCCAGCAAUUACUCGACAAGAAAUGAGUGGGGAUGUUGAGGAUGUAAAAACAAGUGGGGAAUUUAUUCGUUCAUAUGCUCAAUUAGUUAAAAGUAAGGCAAAUACGGAUUUGUGGUGGACUUUAACACUUGAAGAACUUUCUAGAUUGAAGGGGUUUCCUUUUUCCUCCCUCAAAAAUUUGGAAAAAAGAACAGAAGUAAUGGAUGUAUGGAUGGAUAGUGGACUUACUUGGCAUACUUUAACGCCUAGAAAAAUUGCUGAUGUAGAUUCUGCCCCUUUUAAACAAAUUCUUAUUCAUGGGAUGGCUGUUGAUGAUAAAGGAUCUAAAAUGUCAAAAUCUAAAGGAAAUGUAGUUUUGCCUGAAGCUAUUACCGAUGGCACAUUAGCUAGUGAUCCAGUAGGCGCGGAUGGUCUUCGUUAUUGGGCAGCCUGGAUGGGAGCCGAUUCUCCCGGCGAAAUUCGAAUUGGUCCAAGCAUGGUUAAGGAUCUACAGAGUCGAUUAAAAGGAAUUAGGCUAAUUUUACGUUUUGUACUCGGAACUAUGGAAACUGCCGAGAAGUUAAAUUUAAAUUAUAAUGGAUUUGGAGGAAAUAUUAAAAAUGAAAAUAUGGAUAUACCUCAACUACAAACUUUGGAUAGGUAUAUGCUGGCUCGUUUAAAUGAUUUUUCCAAGUUGAUUCGUUCUCGGUAUAAUGAUUACAGAUUUGGAAAAUUAAUGGAAGAAUAUUUCCAAUUUACACAAAAAGAUGCCUCUUCCUAUAUUACAUCUGUUCGUGAUCGUCUUUAUUGUGAACCAAUUAAUUCAACAUCACAUCAAUCAGUUCUUUUUACAUUAAACAAAUUGGGGUAUACACUUGUCCAAUUAAUAGCUCCAAUUUUGCCACAUUUGACUGCCGAAUUUUUUACAUAUCACCCACAAUUUAAUACUAACGUUGCCUUGGCAUUCCGAGGAGUUUUUGACGUUGAAGAAGAUGAAAGUCAAUUAAAUGAAGCAAUAGGUGAAAAAGAAGAUCUUUAUAUAUUAAUGAGGAUUGUUCAAGAAUUACGGAAUGAAGCUGUUGAUUUAAUUAAUAAGGGAGAACAUCCAAAAUUAAAAACACGUCGAAUAAAGGAAGUUGGCAUUCGGCAUUUUGGUUUAUUAAUUAGUGGAAAUACAGAACAAUUGGCCCCAUUACAAAAAGUAUUUAAAGAAGGUGAAUUAUAUUCAGAAAUUGUUGAACUUUUUGGUUCUUCUUUUGUUCGUCUAUCAGAGGAGAAUAAUUCAUUAAAUUUAAAUAUUCAAUUACUUGAUCCAUUUGCCGAAGGCUUAGAUUGGUGUGGACGUUGUAGAAAAAUAAAUAAUCGAAUUGAAAGAAAAGAGGAAAAAAAUUUGGAAAGAAUUUUACAAAAUAAAAAAGAAGAAGAAAAAGAGAAUGCAACAUUUAAAUUAAAUUUGAAUUGUUCUCCACAAUUAUGUGAGAAAUGUGAAUAUGCAAACCAUAUAAUGCUUGUUAGACAGGAAGAGAACAAAAUAAUACAAAUAGAAGAAAAGGAACAGACGGUGCCAAUUUCAGAAGAAUGCCGCCAACAAAAACAUCUUUAG